UGCCCCUCCAAGCUAGCAUUCGUAUAUAGCGUCGUCCACCAACCCAUUCUCACAGAGGAAUUCCAUAUUCUGUCCAUACCUGGCCCCCGACACCUCGGCAUUCAUCUGCUGGCUUUGCCCUCAUUUUAGACCCUUUCGGCAACCUGGACAAUAUAAUAUUUGCGGCAUAACCCAGGGCGGCGGAGAUUCAGUCCUCCCCCCCACAUUGAGUCAUGGGGCGUCUUCCUGCCUACUUGUUUGUCGUGAGGCACGGAAACCGACUCGACGCCGCCGACAAGCAGUGGCACCUAUCGUCUCCAACUCCAUACGAUCCCCCGUUGACCUAUGGCGGCUGGAUACAGGCGAGGGCUCUCGGAGCCCGCAUAGGUGGAAUCCUGCGCGACAGGAUACAGGAAGAUGAGGCUCAGCAGGCCGACCCAGGGGCCGACCCGGGAUCCCAGCCAAGACGGCGCCGGAGGUAUAAGGUCGUCAUGCACAGCUCGCCUUACCUCCGAUGCGUUCAGACUUCGGUCGCCAUAUCUGCCGGCCUUGCGCAGGACCCUUCACCUCUCCAAACCACAGCGAUGGACGAACAAGCACCCAACCCGCCCUCCCCUCUUGGCCCCGGUACUAGGCCUCCGGCGGUCGCCGAAUCGGCCGGCUCCGGCGCUGCUGACCUGAAGUCGGGUGAACCUCACAAGACGCGGAAGUCGAUUCUCCGCCUGGAUGCGUUCCUGGGGGAAUGGCUGGAGCCCAGCUAUUUCGAGCUGAUCACUCCUCCCCCAAGCUCCGUGUUAAUGCUAGCGAGCGCAAAGACGGCCUUGUUGCGGCUCGAAGCCUACGAGAACUACUCACCAUUCAACACGCAUAGCCACUCGGGAUCGCACGGCCAGUUGUGGGGUGCUGGGCCUCGGGCAAGUCCUGUGUCCCCCACCGCCGGAGGGGAUUCGGACGGGUUGGAGACCAUGGCUGCCAUGUCAAGCUCUUUGCCGAGCGGCGGCCGGGGCAUAAACAGCCAAGGAUUUCAGCAGGGCGGAACGUCGGUCGUACAGCCUGCUGAAGCGGGCGGGUAUGUGGCACCAGUCCCCAACUAUGCGGUAUCUUCGAGCGCAACUAUUCCCCUGGGUUAUGUCGCGCACGCGCGAGAUGCCUGCGUUAAUUUUGACUACCAGUGGGACUCUAUGAGAGGCCCGCUCGAUUUGGGAGACGGCGGCACCUUUGGAGAAGAGUGGACCGCGAUGCACCACAGGUUUCGUAAGGGACUCCAGGGUUUGGUGGAUUGGUAUGUCCAGGCGGAAGACCCAACGGACAUGGUCACUAAACUAGCACGACAAGACUCGGGAGAUGACACGGAAUGUGCAGUCGAGGACCCGGACGACGAGGACACGGAAGCGGUGGUGAUCAUGGUCUCCCAUGGAGCUGGAUGCAAUGCAUUGAUAGGGGCAAUCAUAAACCAGCCAGUGCUAAAUAAUAUUGGCAUUGCAUCACUGACGAUGGCAGUGCGAAAGCCAGAGGCCGAGGUUAGCACUGCUGGGAUGGGCGCCCGAGUCGACGCAGGUCACGAACCUGGCAGAGCAGCCACGAAGGUACCGAUUCAUGAACACUACGACCUCAAGCUGUUCGCCAAUACAGAACACUUGCGAUCAGCGGCACCUACACCAGCCCCAUCACGUUCUGCAUCGAUUGUAGGCAUGGCCGCCGCUAAGACCCGCGGCCGUUUCUCGAAUUCCUUCUCUGCCCCCCUGAGCAAAUUCUCGUUCAACGACGGCACAGGGAGUAGAUCUUCCUCGGCCAACGCAGCGCUGAGCGGCGUGCGGCAACCCUCGGUGGCAUCGCCCUCGACCCCACGUGGCACCUGGACUAGCACGUUACCAGAGGGCGGGAUCACAGUCGGGAGUGGCGUCACGUCGUUUACCAACAGCAAUUUGUCCUUCGGCCUGUCGCGGACCCCGUCCAUCGGCCUCUGGUCGCCCAUCUCGCGGCGCGACGACAGCGAGGCAAUUGACGACGAAGAGGAAGAAGACGACAACAUGCUGCUCAACUUCAGCCACGAGAAGAUCGCCGCUCCAGCAUCUGGGUCGGCCGCGACCGGCGCCGGAACCUCAGCUGCGCCCGCCACGAAACGGAAGGAGAAGGAACCGCCUGGCGACGCCGAGGUGCGCGUCGCCACGCAGCCGGAGGGCCCAGGCUCCGACGGUCUGUGCGGUGGGGAUCCCCGGCCGCCUGGCGAGGAGGAACCGAUACGCGACGUCAGCUCGGCUAAGCGGCGGUGGACGAUCAACGAGAGGCCACAUCCUCGCGCCAGCUGAAGCUAGGCUGACGCCGGACUGGGCACGCCUCGGAAGCCUUUUCUUGCCAGUGCGUCUGUGCUGUGUGUGCGCGCGUGACGGCUGGUUUGGUUUGCAUUCAGUGGUUUAUCGAUGAGCGACGUUUCUCGAUACCCCUUCCCUCACGAUGCAGCCUUUUUUUUUCUCAACAUGCUUUCCACUCAGCAAGGCGUAAUUUAAUUUCUUUCGGGGCGAACCAUUGCGGCGGGAUAAAAAGCGGGAUGGCAUCGUCUUGUCUUGUUCUUGUUUCUAAAAGGGCCAGGGGCGGCGGAACAAGUCCAUCAUGAACCAGAUGCGUUAAAAAGGCGUUCAAGAGGUUAGAAAGGUCUCGACUCUAGCGUUUUA
This is a messenger RNA of Phialemonium atrogriseum, 2651 nucleotides long. RefSeq lists its product as uncharacterized. NCBI's taxonomy places the organism in Eukaryota, Fungi, Ascomycota, Sordariomycetes, Cephalothecales, Cephalothecaceae. The coding region runs from base 213 to 2288 and encodes 691 amino acids. The record is from RefSeq and is a predicted model, not a curated record. The transcript is spliced from 2 exons.